Parasteatoda tepidariorum (common house spider) is the source of this 426-nucleotide messenger RNA. RefSeq lists its product as uncharacterized. NCBI's taxonomy places the organism in Eukaryota, Metazoa, Arthropoda, Arachnida, Araneae, Theridiidae. Gene Ontology annotation, molecular function: nucleic acid binding; RNA-DNA hybrid ribonuclease activity. The record is from RefSeq and is a predicted model, not a curated record.
AUGGCGGUUAGAUACCCAGUCGACGAUUGGCUACAUGUUUUUACCGAUGGUUCUCAAUUUGACUGCCAUUUUAAUGUAGGGGCUGGUGUCUUUUCGGAACUUUUCUCUUUCUACGUACCAGCAGGAUACAUUGGCACCGCCUUUGAUGGAGAAGUAGUGGCCUUGAGUACGGCCUUACAGCAGCUACUGGCCCUCCAACACAAAUCUGAAAAUGCAGUUCUCUUCUCGGACUCACAGGCGGGCAUACAAUCAAUUAGCUCACAUAAACGUCCCUUGACACCUGAGAUUUCCCGAUGUCAAGACCUUUUGAGGUCUUUAUUUUUGAGGGGAAAACGAAUAGUCCUCCAGUGGGUGCCAGCCCAUUGUGGUGUUUGGGGCAAUGAGCAGGCAGAUUUACUUGCCAAGAAAGGUGCCAAUUUGCUAUAA